GUAUUACCCGUGCCUGCUGCCGGUUGUUUCAGAGCCCUGUGAGAAUGCUGUGCUGCACAGGUUUAACUGGAGCGAGCUGGUCCCGCUGCGGUUAUGGGGGAGGACCCUUGGCUUGCAGACAGAGCACUCUCAGUUCCUCCUGGAGGGCAUGCCAUUCCGCAUCUUCGGAGGCUCCAUGCACUACUUCCGAGUCCCCAGGGAAUACUGGGAAGAUCGAAUGCUUAAAAUGAAAGCCUGUGGCUUGAACACCCUCACGACGUACGUGCCCUGGAACCUCCAUGAAGCAGACAGAGGGAAGUUUGACUUCAGGCGGAACCUGGAUCUCAGGGCCUUCCUUUCACUGGCAGCUAAGAAUGGACUGUGGGUGAUUCUGCGUCCUGGCCCUUACAUCUGCUCUGAAUGGGACCUCGGGGGUCUGCCCAGCUGGCUACUGCAGGACCCGGAGAUGCAGCUGAGGACAACGUACAAGGGCUUCACAGAAGCUGUGGAUGCUUAUUUUGAUCAUCUGAUGCCUAUUGUUGUCCCUCUUCAGUACAAGAACGGAGGUCCCAUCAUUGCAGUGCAAGUGGAGAACGAGUACGGUUCCUAUGCCAAAGACCCAAACUACAUGGCCUAUGUUAAAAUGGCCCUGCUAAACAGAGGGAUUGUGGAAAUGUUAAUGACCUCAGACAACAAGAACGGGCUGUCCUAUGGCUUAGUGGCAGGAGCACUGGCCACUGUUAACUUCCAGAAGCUGGAACCUGGGCUGCUGAAACAUCUGGACUCAGUGCAGAGAGAUCAGCCCAAGAUGGUGAUGGAGUAUUGGACUGGAUGGUUUGAUAACUGGGGGGGCCCUCACUAUGUCUUCGAUGCAGACGAAAUGGUGAACACUGUAGCCAGCAUCCUCAAACUGGGAGCAUCCAUCAAUCUCUACAUGUUCCACGGAGGCACCAACUUUGGCUUCAUGAACGGUGCUUUGGAGGCUGACGAAUACAAGUCAGAUGUCACCAGUUACGAUUAUGAUGCUGUGCUGACAGAGGCUGGAGAUUAUACAUCCAAAUUCUUCAAGCUCCGACAGCUCUUCAGCAUGAUCAUUGGCCAGCCUCUUCCUCUCCCUCCUGUGAUUGAAAGCAAGGCAUCCUAUGGUGCAAUCCUGUUGCAUCAGUACAUCUCUCUCUGGGAUGUGAUACCAUCUCUUCUACAGCCCAUAAAGUCAGAGUUUCCCAUUAACAUGGAGAAUCUGCAUCUGAAUGAUAGCAGUGGGCAGUCGUAUGGGUACGUGCUCUAUGAGACUGUCAUAUUUGGUGGUGGCCAUCUCCAUUCAAGGAACCACGUCCGUGACCGAGCACAGGUGUUUGUUAACACCAUGUAUGUUGGUGAGCUGGACUACAACAUAGUGGAGCUCUCCAUUCCUGAAGGACAGGGAUUCAGGCAGUUAAGACUCUUGGUAGAGAACCGUGGUCGUGUCAAUUAUGGCCUGGCACUGAACGAGCAGAGAAAAGGCUUAAUUGGUGAUGUCUUCUUGAAUAAUACCCCCUUGAGGAACUUCAAGAUUUACAGCUUGGAGAUGAAACCUGCCUUCAUGAAAAGCUUGCAGCACGUCGCUGGCUGGAGCGCGGUCCCAGAUUACUUUGUUGGUCCAGCUUUCUUCCGUGGAAGGUUGUGGAUAGAGCAUCAGCCACAGGACACUUUCCUGAAGCUACAGGGCUGGGAAAAAGGAGUUGUGUUUGUCAACGGGCAGAACCUGGGCCGCUACUGGAAGAUUGGACCUCAGGAAACACUCUACCUGCCUGGCCCCUGGUUACGGAAAGGGAGCAAUGAGAUUGUCAUUUUUGAGGAGCGCACUGCAGGAAGGAUAAUACAGUCUGUGGACAUUCCUUAUUUAGGAAGGACCCAGUAUGUGGACUGAUGAGAGCUUCUUCCCCACUUUUGGUUCACCUUGAACAUUCCUGGUUGCAUGGCUGGGACGUGAUGGCCCAGGCACUUGGGCAUGUUAAAUCCCACUAGACCCAGGUAAAGGAUUUACUCUUUGGCAGUAAGUUCAGAAGAGAGACUGGGCCCUGAAGGUGGGUCUGUUGUUUCAUAGAUGGAUGUGGAAGCUCAUCUCCCUGGACUACUGAGGACCCACAGCUUGGAUGGCUGCGCGUGAUGCUAUGGACAGUCUGAAUGUGGGAGGGUA
Messenger RNA from Nestor notabilis (Kea), 2158 nucleotides. RefSeq names its product galactosidase, beta 1-like 2 (gene GLB1L2). The record is from RefSeq and is a predicted model, not a curated record. NCBI's taxonomy places the organism in Eukaryota, Metazoa, Chordata, Aves, Psittaciformes, Psittacidae. Gene Ontology annotation, biological process: carbohydrate metabolic process. Gene Ontology annotation, molecular function: beta-galactosidase activity. The annotation marks the transcript as partial. Gene Ontology annotation, cellular component: vacuole. The transcript is spliced from 19 exons.